Messenger RNA from Corylus avellana, 1445 nucleotides. Its product is annotated as stress response NST1-like protein (DUF1645). The record is from RefSeq and is a predicted model, not a curated record. Lineage: Eukaryota; Viridiplantae; Streptophyta; Magnoliopsida; Fagales; Betulaceae.
AGCCUUGCCAAACAGAGCAUGACCGCCUGGGCUUUAUCAUAUGCACACCCUUAUCGCUCAGAGAGCUCCCUCUCUCUCUCUCUCUCUCUCUGCACAAUUAUUGCGUGUCGAACAAGCUAGUCAGGGUCUCAGAGUCUCUCUCUCACAUAAUGGUUCUGCUUCAAAGCCGUACCAGCAACGGAGGAUCAGAGCCAGACCACUUCACGGAUGGCGAUCCCAUCGACGCCUCCGAAACGCACCGUUUCAGCGACGACUUCGACGACUCAACAUGCUCCACCCCUUACGUCAGUGCCCCGUCAAGUCCGGGCCGGAGCCCCAUCACCAGCGGUGGAUACUUCUUCAGCGCACCCGCCAGCCCCAUGCACUUUGUGUUAUCCUCCGCUCCGUCCGCCACGUGUCCCCCCUCGCCCCAGUCCGUCGACACUUCGUCGUUCGAUGAGUUCGAGUUCUCAGCCCGGUGCUCUCCCAACGGCUCCGUAACCGUUGGAUCAAUGAGCUCGGCCGACGAGCUGUUCCUCAACGGUCAGAUCAGACCCAUGAAGCUGUCCUCCCACUUGCAGAGGCCCCAGAUCUUGUCCCCACUCCUGGAUCUCGACGAAGACGAAGAACACGAAGAGGAAGAAACUGCGAAGAACGCGCGCUCGGAUUCAUUGCACAGAGGCAGAGAUCUCAAGCUACGCAGUCGAUCUCUGCACCGAAAAGCGAGAUCUUUAUCACCCCUUCGAAACGCAGAGUUUCAGUGGCUUCACCAUGAAGAAGAUAACGACAAGGCUAAACACGUCGACAAGGAAGAUAAGCAAAGCGAAACGACCACCGUAUCCACCGAAACGACACCGUCUUGCUCCGCUUCGUCGUCGAGGUCAUCCUCCGCGGGGAGAAACUCGAAGAAGUGGGUAUUCUUGAAGGACCUCUUGUACAGAAGCAAGAGCGAAGGGAGAGGGAACGGGAAGGAAAAAUUCUGGUCAUACAUUUCGUCCAAGGAAAAACCGGAGAGGCAGAAGCAAAAGCAGAAGCAGAAGGAGAAGGAGAAGCAAAAGCAAGCUGCUGGAAGACCGACCAAUGGGGUGGCGGCAGGGAAGCGGAGGGCGCCUGCUCGGUCACCGCACGAGUUGCAUUACACGGCGAAUAGAGCGCAGGCGGAGGAGCUCAAGAAGAGGACCUACUUGCCCUACAAGCAAGGCCUGCUUGGGUGCCUGGGGUUCAGUUCCAAAGGAUACGGUGCGCUUAAUGGCCUCACUAGGGCUUUGAACCCAGUGUCUUCCACGUAGACCAUAGACACAUAGGUCCUUAAUUAAUUUGUACCAUAAAUAUAUAUAUCAUGUAAUUUUUAUUUAAGGAUAUCAUACGAUGCGUAUGUACAGUGCCCAAACUCUGUUGGUCUGAUGAAUAUUCUAGUGUGCAUCAGUAUGUAAGCCCCUAAGUUUGAAGCUUACCCCUUUUGUUUA